AUGCCUCAAACACAAGCAAAGGCUUCGGAAGCCGCUUCCCAUCUCGAUUACAUGCGACAGGCUCUAGACCUAGCACGAAAAUCGCCUCCAAAGCCUACAAAUUAUCGAGUGGGGGCUCUUGUAGUCGACCCGAGGAAGAACGAGACCCUCGCAACCGGCUACACACUCGAAUGUGAAGGAAACACCCAUGCGGAACAGUCAUGCUUUAUAAAGUUGGCCGAGGAGCAUAAAAUAUCGGAAGAGCAAUUGGGUAGUGUCCUGCCAGAAGGGGCCGUUCUUUACACUACAGUUGAACCCUGUUUCAAAAGAUUGAGUGGGAGUCGUCCCUGUGUCGACAGGAUUCUGAGACUGGGAAAGGCUAUCCAGACCGUCUACGUUGGGGUCAAGGAGCCGGAGAAGUUUGUGGGCGAAAAUACCGGGAGGAGACAAUUGGAAGAGGCGGGUAUAAAAGUCGUCUUUGUGGAAGGACUGGAAAAGGAAAUCCUCAAUGUUGCAACGGCAGGUCAUGUUUCGGAAGGUGGAUGA
This is a messenger RNA of Venustampulla echinocandica, 525 nucleotides long. Its product is annotated as Cytidine deaminase-like protein. The coding region runs from base 1 to 525 and encodes 174 amino acids. The record is from RefSeq and is a predicted model, not a curated record. NCBI's taxonomy places the organism in Eukaryota, Fungi, Ascomycota, Leotiomycetes, Helotiales, Pleuroascaceae. Gene Ontology annotation, molecular function: diaminohydroxyphosphoribosylaminopyrimidine deaminase activity. The transcript has a single exon.